CAGUAUCCAAGCAUCAUAUCAUUCAAUCUUACAUUAUCAGUUCAUCGUCAACAUGUCUUCUCCCAUUGUCCUCAUCUUCGGCGCUGGUGCCAAGGUCGGCAAAAGUGUCGCCCAAGCCUUCAGCGCAAAGGGCUACAGACUAGCUCUAGCCUCCCGAUCUCAAGAUCCAUCAACUUCCACCGCCAAAGAGCUCCAUAUUCCUACCGAUCUCAGCGACACCGAUUCGGUCUUCAAGGCCUUUGAAAAAGUCAGAAGCGAGUUUGGUCAUCCCCACGUCGUCAUCUACAACGCUUAUCAUGGCGGACAAAACGAUCCCAACGACAUUUUCCAAGUUCCCUUGGACAGCUUCAAGACAAGCGGGGCAGUCAACAUCUUUAGCGCUUACGCCGCGGCCCAAGAAGCUGUAAAAGGCUGGAAAGACUUCCCCAAAAACAGCAGCCCGACGUACAUUUACACUGGCAACAUUGAGAAUGAGAUGCGCAUUCCAUCGAUGGUGUCUCUAGGUGUUGGAAAGGCUGCGGCUGCUUGGUUCAUUGAGGUCGCUGCUACUUCAUACAAGGACCAUGGCUUCAAGUUUUACUAUGCCGAUGAGAGAAAGGAUGAUGGCUCGCCUAUGUAUAGUGGAGCAACUGCGGAAGGUCAUGCUCAGUUCUAUGUCGAACUCGCCGAGGGUAAGGAGCAGCAGGUUUGGCAGCAGACUUUUGUCUCUGGGCAAGGUUACAAGAAGUUCUGAUUGGACAUGUACUGCAAGAUGAGAAGCAAGGCUAGUAACGUAUCGUGUCUGUCAGCUCGGUUGAACACCCAAAUGCAAUUGAAAUCACUGAUAAUAAUUCUCG
Fusarium verticillioides 7600 is the source of this 836-nucleotide messenger RNA. RefSeq lists its product as hypothetical. The coding region runs from base 53 to 733 and encodes 226 amino acids. The record is from RefSeq and is a predicted model, not a curated record. The transcript is spliced from 3 exons. Lineage: Eukaryota; Fungi; Ascomycota; Sordariomycetes; Hypocreales; Nectriaceae.